Molecule: messenger RNA, 1724 nt
Organism: Drosophila simulans
Lineage: Eukaryota; Metazoa; Arthropoda; Insecta; Diptera; Drosophilidae
Gene: Cyp4d21
Product: probable cytochrome P450 4d21
Exons: 5
Coding region: 102-1634 (510 amino acids)
Molecular function (GO): heme binding; iron ion binding; oxidoreductase activity, acting on paired donors, with incorporation or reduction of molecular oxygen
Source: RefSeq, a predicted model, not a curated record
AGUCUGGAGAAAAUAGUGGCGCAUUCUAGACCGACCCUGAAACGAUUCGCCAUCAUUCUUGUAAAUAUCGUAAGGCGGAUUUAACCUUAAGAAUACCGAAGAUGUGGAUAUUAUUGGGUAUCGCAGUGCUGAUCAUGACCUUAGUCUGGGAUAACAGUCGCAAACAAUGGAGAGUUAACACCUUUGAAAAGUCCAGGAUUUUGGGACCUUUUACGAUACCUAUAGUGGGCAAUGGACUGCAGGCCUUAACUUUGAGGCCAGAAAAUUUUAUUCAGAAGUUUGGUGACUACUUCAAUAAAUAUGGCAAAACCUUCCGCCUGUGGAUUUUAGGCGAGUGUCUUAUUUACACGAAGGAUCUAAAAUAUUUUGAAAGCAUUCUGAGUAGUAGCACACUGCUCAAGAAAGCUCAUCUCUAUCGAUUUCUGCGUGAUUUUCUUGGCGAUGGACUUCUUUUAAGCACGGGAAAUAAGUGGUCUUCUCGCAGAAAGGUUCUCGCACCAGCUUUUCACUUCAAAUGCCUCGAAAACUUCGUCGAGAUAAUGGAUAGAAAUAGUGGAAUUAUGGUGGAGAAAUUGAGAAACUAUGCUGAUGGUAAAACGUGCGUGGACCUAUUCAAGUUUGUUUCUCUGGAAGCCCUGGAUGUGACCACAGAGACCGCCAUGGGUGUCCAGGUGAACGCUCAGAACGAACCAAAUUUCCCCUAUACAAAAGCACUUAAGAGUGUGGUUUAUAUCGAGUCCAAACGAUUGGCAAGUGUCUCGAUGCGGUAUAAUUGGCUUUUCCCGCUGGCGGCUCCUUUGGUUUAUCGUCGUUUGCAAAAGGACAUAGCUAUAAUGCAGGACUUUACUGACAAGGUCAUUCGCGAACGACGAGCGAUUCUGGAGCGGGAAAGGGCUGAUGGCACCUACAAGCCGCUGAUAAUGGGUGACGAUGAUAUCGGUGGUAAAGCUAAGAUGACUUUGCUGGACAUCCUGCUGCAAGCCACCAUUGAUAACAAGCCCCUAAGCGAUGUGGAUAUCCGCGAGGAGGUGGACGUUUUUAUAUUCGCAGGAGAUGACACCACCACCAGUGGAGUGUCCCAUGCACUACAUGCGAUAUCCAGGCAUCCCAAAGUGCAGGAGCGCAUCUACGAGGAACUAGUGUCUGUUCUGGGACCGGAUCCCGACGCUCCAGUGACCCAAACCAAGUUGUUGGAACUAAAGUAUCUGGACUGCGUGAUCAAGGAGACGAUGCGUUUGCAUCCACCAGUUCCAAUCCUCGGAAGAUACAUUCCCGAGGACUUGCAAAUUGGCGAAAAAACCAUUCCUGGCAACACAAGCAUUUUACUAAUGCCGUACUAUGUCUACCGAGAUCCGGAAUACUUUCCGGAUCCCCUCGCUUUCAAGCCGGAACGAUGGAUGGAUAUGAAAACCACCACGCAUACGCCUUUGGCAUAUAUUCCGUUCAGUUCAGGGCCCAAGAACUGUAUAGGACAGAAAUUCGCCAACCUGCAAAUGAAAGCGCUGGUCAGUAAGGUCAUUCGGCACUACGAACUUCUACCGCUUGGUGCGGAUCUUAAAGCUACGUACACAUUCAUAUUGAGUUCCUCUACGGGCAAUAAUGUUGGCCUUAAGCCAAGAACAAGAGUUAAAUGAUUGAGUGAUACAUAUGGUUAAUAGAAUCAAAUUUACAUUUUUAUUUGUAUUUAUUUUAUGUUACAUGCCAGGAAAAACUUAUUACUGAAA